This is a messenger RNA of Lottia gigantea (owl limpet), 5616 nucleotides long. RefSeq lists its product as hypothetical. The record is from RefSeq and is a predicted model, not a curated record. NCBI's taxonomy places the organism in Eukaryota, Metazoa, Mollusca, Gastropoda, Lottiidae. The transcript has 31 exons. Bases 1 to 5616 code for a protein of 1871 amino acids. Gene Ontology annotation, cellular component: semaphorin receptor complex. Gene Ontology annotation, biological process: regulation of cell migration; sensory neuron axon guidance; negative regulation of cell adhesion. Gene Ontology annotation, molecular function: semaphorin receptor activity; protein binding.
AUGGAUGUGAAUUUAAGGAUUACAGCAUUGUUACUUUGCCUUGUUAUAAAGGUAGUAUAUGGCGUGUAUCUUGGGGGCCACCUGAACAAAAUAACUAUAGACAAUGAAACAGGAAUGGUGUAUAUAGGUGCUGUAAACAAAAUAUACCAACUUAAUGCAAAUUUAUCCAAAAUUUACGAUAUCGGAACUGGACCCCGGAAUGAUAGUCCAGAUUGUUUACCAGCAACAGAUACCUGUUCAUAUGCAAAACAACCAACAGAUAAUUACAAUAAAAUUCUAGUCAUAGAUCGUGCCCAACGGAAACUCAUUACUUGUGGAAGUAUCUAUCAAGGUGCCUGUGAAAGAAGAAAUUUAGAUGAUAUCACAAAAUUUAAAGUUUCUUAUGAUGGGAACAGCAUCACAGAUUUUGCUGUAGCUGCCAAUGAACCAAAUGCAUCCACAGUCGCCUUCAUUGGCCCUGGACCCAGUGAUCAAGAUGUUCUUUAUGUUGGUACUACAUAUACUGGUAAAUCACGUGAAAAUAAAAUAUACAGAGAUGAAGUCCCAGCACUCAGCAGUAGAAGUCUACGAAGUGAAAGGUUCUCUCUUGCUGCUGUUACCAAUGUUCUUCAAGGAAGGUCUUCUUCUAUCUAUUUAAAACGUGAAGUCAGUUCUAUUUAUCCUAUAGAAUAUGUUGCUGGGUUUAGUUCCAAGCAUUUCAGUUAUUUUCUUACUGUACAAAAAGCUUCAAUCCAUCCAACUAGAGAUGUCAAAAAUAUUACGAAAAUUGUUCAUUUGUGCCAAAACGAUCCAAAUUUCUUUUCUUAUGCUGAUAUGCCUUUAAAAUGUGUAGAUGGUGAUAAGGAUUAUAAUAUAAUUAAAGCUGCAGCAGUGAUCGAACCUGCUAUGAAUCUGCGUGCCUCAUUACUGAUCGAACCUACCCAAGAUGUUCUGGUGGGUCUCUUCUCCCAUCAUAAUGAACAGUUUGAUGAAGAAGAUUCAGCUAUCUGUGUUUAUAGUAUGAAGGAAGUACGAGCUAAGAUUCUAGAGAAUAUAAAACUAUGUCAUCAAGGUAACCCUAGUGUUAGUGGUGGUGGAUAUUUACGUGUUGGUCCUGAUGAUGAAUAUCUAUGUAAUACUAAUUUAGAGAGUUUCUCUAUGGUAGUUGGUAUUAACCCCAUGGUAAAGAAACCAGUCCUUUCGUAUCGCGAUCAAACGCUUACUGCUGUAGCCUUGACAACCAUCAAUGAACACACUGUUGCCUUUGUUGGUACUUCUAAAGGUGAACUGAAAAAGAUUGUAGUGGAAAAUGAUGUAAAAGCUAGAGAAUACUCAUCGGUCGUUGUUGAUAAAGGCAGUGCUGUCAAACAGGAUAUGGUUUUUGAUACAGCUCAUGAAAAUAUUUAUGUUAUGACCGAAACAAAUGUGACCAAAUUAAAAGUACAAGAUUGUGGCCAGUAUAAAUUAUGUAAUAAUUGUCUAUCUGACAGAGAUCCCUAUUGUGGCUGGUGUUCCUUAGAAAAAAGAUGUACUUUGAAGAAUUCUUGUCCUAAUUCUGGAGAUCCAACACAAUCUAGAUGGUUACAUGGUAGUUCUAAUCAAUGUAUUUAUAUCACCAAUAUCACACCUAAAACAACAUCUGUAACCACUGUAACAGAGCUUCAUCUGACAAUCCCUCAAUUGCCUCAGACUAGUACCUAUAGCUGUGUUUACCAAGAGUUAAAUUGGAACUCCCCAGCUGAAAUGUGGUAUUUUGGUGCCAAAUGUGCCACUCCAGACUUUUCAAAGAUUGGUGCCUCAUUGACUACUAUUACUCUAGCCUUGAAUUCAAGUGAAACUGGAAAACUCUUUGUUACAAAGCCGUUUACAUUUUACAAUUGUACCAACUUCAAAGAUUGUACAACAUGUACUAAUUCUGAGUUUGAAUGUGAUUGGUGUAUAUAUGAUAAUGGUUGUUAUCAUGAUAGUAAACAUUGUAAUGAUCAGAUUAUUCGUGUACGAGGUGCUCUACACUGUCCGAGAAUAGAUAUAGAACAAACUGGUGAUGUAUAUAUACCAGUAGAUGUGACUAGAGUUGUUUUAUUAAAAGGUUAUAAUUUCCCUGUCCUCAAACCAACUCACAGUAAUUACCGGUGUGAAAUAGAUACUGGAGAGAGAAUAUAUGAAGCUCAAGCUGAAAGACUAGAUGAUAGACAUAUUACUUGUAAUAUGCCAAAGAUCCAUUACAAUGCUCAGAAAGGAAUGUUAGAUGCUAAGCUAUCAGUUUAUUGGGGAAACGAUUUUGUGUUAGAAUCAACUUCAUAUUUAGCAGUCUACAAAUGCAGUGUAAUGGCCAACAGUGAAUGUGGUCUAUGUAUAAACAUCAACUAUACUAAACCAUUUUUAAAUUGUCGCUGGUGUGGAGAUGGGUGUCACUAUAUGACUAAAUGUCCUCUACCAGCAGUAUCAUCAUGUCCUGCUCCCAGGAUUCUAUCAGUGUGGCCAAUGUCGGGACCUAUACAUGGAGGAACUAAUAUCACUAUUGAAGGAACUAAUUUAGGAGCCAAGUUUGAAGAUAUUGAAAAUACUGUUACUGUUGCCAAUGUUAAAUGUAUUCCAUAUCGCCAUCUUUAUUCACCAUCUAGAAAAAUUGUUUGUCGAGCUGAUUGGAGAGGGUCAGUAACUAGUGGUCCUAUACAGAUCUCAGUUAGUGGUAUUGUAGCCAAUUAUUCUGAAAACUUCUCAUAUAGGAGUCCAAGAUUAGACAAAAUCCAUCCAAGUCAUGGUCCAAUAUCUGGAGGAUCUUUAAUAACUAUAACUGGUAGAGAUCUAAAUACUGGUGGAAGUAUACAGGCUAGUUUUGGUAAUGCUCCCUGUGCUGUAGAUAGAGGUAGUGUCACCUCAACACAUCUCAUCUGUCAAACCACCAAAGUUCAGCAACCAGAACGUAAAAGUCCUAUUAAGUUAUAUUAUGAUGGUCAAGUGUUUACGUUAAAUAGAGAUUUUAUAUAUAAACCUGAUCCUAUUAUCACCAGAAUUCAUCCUAGAAAAAGUAUAGCAAGUGGUGGGCGUUAUUUAAACGUGGAGGGAUCAAACUUUGAUUGUAUACAGAAACCAAAGAUGUUUGCGUAUGUUCCUACUGGAGGAGGAGAUUAUGAAGUCACUAAUCCCACGUUGUGCAAAUCUGUUAGUGCCUCAAUGAUUAAAUGUCCCACCCCACCUUUACCUCCAAUGAGAAAUGUUGUGAGAAGUAAACGGUCUACUCCAAUUGUUAAAGUACAACUAGGAUUCAAUAUGGAUGGUGUGUUAUCUCUAACUAAUUUGACUGGUGCUGGAGUGAGAAAUAUACUAACCUAUUUUCCUGAUCCUGUGGUCCAUAAUUUUACUGAAGAAGGCAACAUCAAAACAUUUAAAGGAGAGAUGCUGAUUAUUGAGGGUCGUGACCUGACAGAAGCGUCUGAUAAAGAUGAUGUCAAGGUGAUGAUUGGUGGAAAACACUGUAAUGUGACUACUCUAUCAUCCAAUCAGAUUGUGUGUUUACCACCACCAACACAACCAAAUAAAGGAGAUGGUGUAGAAGUGAAGAAAGGGGAUGGAUUACCUGUUGUUACAGUGCAAAUUAACAAUGUGAAAUUUCAAGUUGGUAAAGUAGAAUAUGAUGUACCUGAAUCUUACUCCUUCCCAUUUGAAGCUAUAGCAGGAAUUGCUGCUGGUGGUGGCUUCCUCCUGCUAGUUAUUAUAUUAAUCCUGAUAAUCUAUAGAAGACAAAACACCAAGGCUGAGAGAAUUUACCGUAAAUUACAGAUACAGUUAGAUAAUCUAGAGAGUAAUGUCAGAAAUGAAUGUAAACAAGCGUUUGCUGAGUUACAGACAGAUAUGACUGAUUUAACUGGUGAUCUAUUAUCUAGUGGUAUACCAUUCUGGGACUAUCAUACAUAUACAUUUAAAGUACUAUUUCCUGGUAUGACUGAUCAUGUUGUCUUACAUCCACCAUUGGUAAGUUCCAACUUCAGUAGAAGAAUUUUAUUCCGAUUCUCAGACCAAGGACUACAGAUGUUUCAACAAUUAUUGAAUAAAAAGUUGUUUUUAUUAACAUUUAUUAGAACUCUAGAGAAUCAGAGAGGCUUCAGUAUUAGGGACAAAGUAAAUGUAGCAUCAUUAUUAAUGAUAGUUUAUCAGAGUAACAUGGAAUAUGCCACAGAAAUAUUAAAGUCACUGUUGGUAGAAUUACUAGAGAAGUCAGUAUCUGGACGACAUCCUAAACUAAUGCUUAGAAGAACUGAAUCUGUUGUAGAGAAGAUGUUAACUAAUUGGUUAUCAUUAUGUUUAUAUAAAUAUUUAAAGGAUCAAGCAGGCUCGCCAUUAUUUAUAUUAUUUAAAGCUAUUAAGUUACAAGCGGAGAAAGGACCAGUAGAUGUAUUUACAGGAGAUGCUAGGUAUUCAUUAUCAGAAGAUAGAUUACUACGGGAAAAAAUAGAACCUAAAGUCUUGUCAUUAAAUGUAGAACAUUCAGGAGAAGUGAUAACAUGUAGAGUAUUAGAUUGUGAUACCAUAACACAAGCUAAAGAGAAGAUUAUGGACUAUAUGUAUAGAAAUGUGUCUUAUUCACAUAGACCUUCUGUUCACGACUUAGAUUUAGAAUGGAGAAAUGGACCAGUUGGACCUGUUAUGUUAAAUGAUGAAGAUGGAGCAUCGAUUCAUAAAGAUGGUUGGAAGAAACUAAAUACAUUAUCAUUCUACAGAGUUCCAGAUGGCGCCUUCUUAUCACUUAGUCAUAAACAAACCACAAUCAAAUCUAUGAACGGUGAGUCCAUUAAACAUAACUUAAUAUUAUCAACAUUUUCAUAUGCAGUUAUUACAAAUGACGUAAUAGCCAUACUAACUGCACAUAAGAAUUUAUGUAAAGGAGAGACAACAGUUGAACUGAGACGAGAACAGAAUUCUGACAAGUACUAUGGCUUAGAUGGAGGAGUUAAAAUGAUAUCAGAAAUAUUCCUGACUAGAUUACUUUCAACCAAGGGUACACUACAGAAAUAUAUUGAUGAUUUCUUCCGAACUAUUUUAACUCAGACCUAUAAUCUACCACCUGUGAUAAAAUAUUUAUUUGAUUUCCUUGAUGAUGCAGCAGAGCAUCAUGGGAUUACUGAUCCCGAUGUUGUACAUACAUGGAAAUGUAAUAGUUUACCAUUAAGAUUUUGGAUCAAUAUUAUAAAGAAUCCUGAUUUUGUGUUUGAUAUUCACAAACCACUUAUUGUUGAUUCUUGUUUGUCUGUUGUUGCUCAAACUUUUAUGGAUAGUUGUUCUACAUCUGAACAUCGUCUAGGAAAGGAUUCACCAAGUAAUAAGUUAUUAUUUGCAAGAGAUAUAGUCCAUUAUAGAAAAUUAGUAGAAAAAUACUUCACUGAUAUCAGAGAAAGUCCCACUAUUAGUGAUCAAGAUAUGAAUUCUUACUUAGCAGAGAUAUCUCGGAUGUCUUGUGGAAAGUUUUACAUUUCUAGUGCUUUACGUGAACUAUAUACUUACGUGUCUAAAUAUAGUAACGAACUCGUCGAGGCCUUAGAGUCUGAUAAUAUUGCCAAGGCUCAACAAUUAGAAACCAAAUUAGGACAGGUUAUUACUGCCAUGGAGGGCCCAUCAAGUCGUAUUGCGUAUGUGUAA